AUGGGCGCGUUCGGCACGUUGGCGUGCGCUUCGGCGACAAUUCUAACCAUCGGAUCCCUGGCAACCAUGUGCUUGAUCGUUUCCGACAUCAACGGUCUCUACAAUGACGUCAUGGAAGAGUCCAGAACCACUCGUACUGUAGCCGACGACGCGUGGGCGGAGCUUCUCCGUAAGAACGGCGCUCCAGAAGCUUCAAGAGAAGCUGUGGCAGCCAUGCUUUUGGGUAGAAACAAACGUAACGCUCAGUGUAACUGUGGAGCCAAGAGCCAUGGAUGCCCAGCCGGACCACCAGGACCACGUGGACCAAACGGACAGCCAGGACAGGAUGGACCAGACGGUCUGGAUGGAGCCAAUGGAGCACCAGGAUACGCUGGAGCCAUCAAGGAGGAAUUCGGUGGGGCAUGCAUUUCUUGCCCAGCCGGACCACCAGGACCACCAGGACCAGAUGGAUGCGCUGGGGAGCCGGGACAAGAUGGAGAGCCUGGGCAUGAUGGAAAGAAUGGAUCACCAGGGGCUCCAGGAGGACCCGGACCAAAGGGACCAGCUGGGCAUCCAGGAAAGGCCGGAAGAGGGGGACCAAGAGGACCAGCUGGAGCCAAAGGACAGACCUAUCUGCCAGGAGCCGCGGGACAUCCAGGAAACAGUGGAAGACGAGGACCACCGGGACCAGCUGGACCAAAUGGAAAGAAUGGAAAGCAGGGAGCCGAUGGUAUUCCAGGAGCCGGUGGUGCUCCAGGACAACACGGAAUUCCUGGAGUCGAUGGAGAACCAGGAGCACCGGGAGAGGAUGCCGCGCCAGGAGGAGAUGCCGCCUACUGUCCAUGCCCAAAUAGAUCGGUGGCUGUGGAAGCGGCUCCAGCCACGACUGAGCAGAUUUAUAAGACUCAUUAA
Messenger RNA from Caenorhabditis briggsae, 891 nucleotides. RefSeq names its product Protein CBR-COL-106 (gene Cbr-col-106). Bases 1 to 891 code for a protein of 296 amino acids. Gene Ontology annotation, molecular function: structural constituent of cuticle. Lineage: Eukaryota; Metazoa; Nematoda; Chromadorea; Rhabditida; Rhabditidae. The record is from RefSeq and is a predicted model, not a curated record. The transcript has a single exon.